UCCGGCAAGACAACCGAAACAUGGCGGCGUAAACAUUUGGCUGAAAAAGCCAAAGGAUUUUUAACAUGUCUAAAAGCGGAGAACCCAUGGAUGAGAGCGUGUUGAUACCCACCACUGGUAAGUGGAUAUGGAAGGAAGAUCCCACCAACCCAGAUAAACCACCUUGUUUAGAAUUUGCAAGCAAUUAUGCUUCCACAGAUAAACAAGAUAAAAAUAGGAGAAGAGGUAAAGGAGGAGGCAUGCAAGUACAAGAUUUUAUGGGAGGCAAAAGAAAUGACAGAGCUACCCCAAGUAUAGCAAGCAGGCCUUAUGCAGUAGGCCGCGGAAAGGCAAUCCAGUCAUCUAGGUCACCCAAACCAAGCAAGCCAUCAGCAGUACACACCGAGGUGACACUUACAGAUGUGAAAUUGGUUGCUAUGGAUCUGUUGCAGCAAGAUAUGUUGAUACUGUCAGAAAAAAAUGGGAAGGACCAAGAUAUAUCAGACAAUUUUGACAAUGAAAAAUAUGGCCUUCUGUGGUCAGAAGCAUUUGAUGACUUCCUAAUGUAUCUGCUCAAUUACUUCCAUUGUUAUUUUGAAAAGAAGAAUCAAGAGGAAAAGAAAAAUCCUAAUUACAUAGAACCCAGCUUGUCUGAAAAGAAAGCAUAUGAAGAAGCCUGUCAGAAACUCCAGGUUGCACAGAAACACCUUGGCCAGUCGUACUGUGUUCUUAUUUUGGGGCUGGAUAUGCAAUUUCAGCACCACAUGGCUUGUGGGAGUUCUCGUGUGUCUACUACACGCACAGACAGAGUUCUAUAUGAGAAUCUGUACAAUUUCUGCAUUUUCUUCACAUGGGUAGCAUUCAGACGAAAAGAUCUAAACAGCAUUAAGGUGGAACUUGGAAGGAUGCUGCGAUCUGAUACAUUCAAUCCAGCCAUCAGAGUGAAAUAUGCACCAGACUCUGUGGAACCCUCUGCAGAUGACAGUGACAAAGAGAAAAAGACGCCGGAGGAAGAAAAGAAAUUAACACCUGCAGAGUACAGAAGACUUCAUCCAAAAAGACCUGCAAUUAAAAGUAUAAUCAAUCAGCGAUCACCAGCCUUGGUAUCAAUUCUACCAUCUCCAAAUGAAGAAGCAAACUGGUUAUUUAGAAGACAGAGACCUCUAUCUCCAAAAACACUUGGCAGUAUCGGGAAGGAAGAAACAGAUGAACUGGAAGAAGAUUUUGUGUCUUUUAGUAAAGCAAAUUUCAAGAUGGGCAUUAUUGGUGAACCAUUCAGUAACUUUAAUCAUCUGACUCUGACCCCACUGGGAGCUGAAAAUGAUGAAGAGAAUGAGGCAGAGGAGGGGAGGGAGUCCCAGGUUGGAUCAGCAGGUCAAGAUAAAGCAUCACAACCAGAUGCAGGCAGCCGUAUGGGGACUGCAAUGUCUCAAGCAACAACAGAGGCCCCUGAUGAUGACUAGAUAAUGGGAACAAUUUGUAAAAAAAUUACCACUAACCAGAACACCCAAGCAAGGUUUCACUCCCACAGCGUUCAGCGUUUGUUGCCAUCCAACCACUUAUUAUACAUUUUUUGUUUCUCAUUACUCACAUGCUCGUUGAAGGAGUACUGUAUCAACAUAGCCACACUCGUUUUUAUGUUUUAUUGGGUAAUUAAUAAAAAAAAACUUUGUAACGAUUUGAAGAGGCGCGGCUUUAAAGACAUCGAUGGUGUCAGUAUAAAAAUGACUUUAAUUCUGAACUGCUUGAAAUAUAUAUAUGUAUAUAUUAAGUCAAAAAGAUAUCUAGAGUAAAGCUGUCCAAUUUUUUUCGUUAAGACAUUUUAUAUUAAUGUUCACGAGAUGAUUUAGCUACAUGGUAUGGACUUAUAAAACAGAAAGUUUUGAUAAUUGUUAUUUACUUUCAAAUUCACCAAAAGGCCACACUAAAGGCCAAUGAGAAAAUUGAAAUG
Molecule: messenger RNA, 1930 nt
Organism: Lingula anatina
Lineage: Eukaryota; Metazoa; Brachiopoda; Lingulata; Lingulida; Lingulidae
Product: protein phosphatase 1 regulatory subunit 36
Biological process (GO): negative regulation of phosphatase activity
Molecular function (GO): phosphatase binding
Source: RefSeq, a predicted model, not a curated record